Messenger RNA from Cloeon dipterum, 1307 nucleotides. It is a transcript of the gene Zfrp8, whose product is annotated as Zinc finger protein RP-8. The transcript is spliced from 4 exons. Bases 189 to 1274 code for a protein of 361 amino acids. The record is from RefSeq and is a predicted model, not a curated record. NCBI's taxonomy places the organism in Eukaryota, Metazoa, Arthropoda, Insecta, Ephemeroptera, Baetidae. Gene Ontology annotation, cellular component: cytoplasm; nucleus.
UUUGUUGGUUAUGUUUAUUUUAAAUUUAUAGAAACGCUUUAGGCACACACGGCCACACGUGUUUAGUUGGCUGUGGUGUUUCGACUGUUUCGAAAAGUUGCAAUUUUACCAAUUGAAAGCAGUGGUUUUGCUAAAUUAUUGCGAUUUUCUCACUCUGCGGUUAAAUAAGAAGUUUGUAAACAUUCACAAUGGAGAUGGACGACGAGUUUUUGGAUUUGGACAACGCUGGGUCGGUGGACUUGGGAUUUGCAGAAAAAUGCGACCCGUGGAAACUGGAAAGUCAUUUCUUCCCAAGCAAGAUUGGUGGAAAGCCAGCCUGGCUGAACUUUUCACAUGUACCAGCAGCAGACCGGGUCCUUUGCAAAACAUGCAAAAAUCCGUGCAUUUUUCUUUGCCAAAUUUAUGCACCCAUCAUGAGCACAGACGAAUGUUUCCACCGGACUCUAUUUUUAUUCGUCUGCCGAAACGAAGACUGCUGCGAGCCGAAUCGGUCUGACAACUUAGUAGUUCUUCGAUGCCAGCUUAAGAGAGAAAACGAAUAUUUUUCAUCCAGCCCACCAGUCGAAUCGAAAAGUUUUUCGCCAAAAUGUAAAGUGACCGAUUUCACUAAAACAUGCCGAGUCUGCAAUUUAAAGGGCACAUCACACUGCGGCAAAUGCCAAUCAGUGAACUACUGCUGCCGUGAGCACCAGGUUGCUGACUGGAAAGCAGGACACAAUUUGGAAUGUAAAUCUGGCAAAGCUGACCCUCAAAGAAAGUGCCCACUGUUGCUCCCAGAGUGUGAAAUAGAAAUUGAAGCAGAGGAAUUGACGGAUGAAGCAAGAGAAGGAAAAAGGGAAAAGUCUGAGGAGGAAAAAAUGAAGGAAUAUGAAAAUUUAAUUAAGGAAGGCAAAGCUGGAACCAUGCAUGGGGACUCAUCAGCAGAUCCAGAUUUUGAUGCUAUGAAUGAGGACAAGGAAGAUGUUGUCUUCAAGAAGUUCAAAAAAAGGAUUGCUGCAACCGCUGCUCAAGUUUUGAGAUACGAAAAAGAUGGAGAACCACUGUGGGUGUCACAAGAACAUCAACCAAAUGCUAUCCCGCCAUGUGAAUAUUGUGGAGGAGAGAGAACCUUUGAAUUCCAGAUUCUACCUCAAAUGUUGAAUCACCUAGCUCUGGAUCAAAUUGGCAAAAGUAUUGAUUGGGGCACCAUAGCGAUUUUUACUUGCAAAGAAAGCUGCGACAAUGGUGACGCGUAUAAAUCAGAAUUUGUGUACAAGCAAGAUAUUGUUCAAUGAAUAUCUUUUGAUUAAAUUAAUUUCAUGUUUCAA